AUGGUGUACGAUUGGGCUGGGAAGCGGGAAAUCUGCUACCAGAUGUACAUCCAGGAGAAGAAGCCCUUGGAAGAAAUCAUGGAAUAUAUGCGAACCGCCUAUCAGUUCGCGCCUAGUAAACGCGCUUUUCAGACUCAGUUCAAGCGAUGGGAAUUCCCGUCAAAACAAAACCCAGCACACAAAAAUGCUGACCUCGUCGUACGUGUGAAACACCUUUGGGAGAAGAACACAAGCCAGCGGGAUAUGCUUCGUAUCUUGAACGAGGAAGGCUUUGAGAUUAAAGAGAGAGAAUUGAUGCGUGUGCGCGCGAAGAAUCGUUGGCUGCUGCGAGUCCCCAAUGGAAUGAAGUCACACCCGAACGCUGAGGCCCAGGCAGUCAACCCCGAAGAUGAAGGACUCCUAGCCUUGCAGCAGGAAGUCUAUAAGGUCGAAAGCGCACUUGACGAUCCGGACACCCUCCAAACUGAGCCUAAUUCUGAGCGGCCGACCUCCGAGUCCCCCGCUCUAUCACCCGAAGUCAUCGCAAAACGACAAGAGCGGCUGGACCGCCUCAAGACCGAAAGUGCAGAGCGUUGGGCGUCUCGAAAACGUCGUCGUCGCACUCGAGGCUGGGCCGGAUUACCAGCUGACCCUCCGGGGCCUCCACGCUUUCCCUCGGAGACAACUAUCGAUGAGAGUAAACAGUAUCUCAACCUCGACAACACCAUGUACCGUCAGACCAGAGAUCAUUUCCAGCGAAUCUGCGAAGAAGCUGGGUUUAUCAAGAAAACGGCAGCUGGCCCGGAGAGAUGGCAAGCUGCGAAGGACAAAUUGAUUCAAGAAUCCCCUCACCUUCAGCAGGUCUUUGGCAUUGAUCCUGCCCAACGUGACGCGAAGGCACUCGCGCUCGAUGUCGUGUGUACCGAUGUCACUAAACGCAUGCGGACGCUGGAGAGACGGAUGACCAUCGCAGAAGCAAAGAAUGCCUUAGGAAUCAAUCCUGAGGAAAGUCGACAGAUUCGUAAUGCGUUCUAUGACACAUUGAAGCUGGAUCAUUUCACGAGCAAAUUAGAGGCCGGAGACGAUCACUGGCGUGAGUUGAAGGAUCAGUGGAUUGCGAACUCGGAGCUGCUCCAGCGAAUCCUAGCUCCCGGGCAGGCUAAUCCGGAUCACGCCAACAAACUGAAGGCCUUGGAAGUAUUGUGCCGCGAUGUCAUGAAGAGACUCCGAGAUGAUCAAACUAAGCGUGAUCCGGCACGCAAGAGAUCCUCAGCACGUGCUGAAUCUCGCAAUCCAACCCCCACUAGCACCUCUAUGGGCAACAUGUUGGGUAAUGAGAUCAGCAAUGGAAUCAGCACGCUAGCCUCUCAGGCGCUGGCUAGUGCGCCCAUCACAGCCAAUGAGAUUGGGGAUAUGCAAAUCGAUCCUUCUCUACUUCAAGCUGCUAAUGAUCCAUCUUUCUCAACCAACCCUCACCACAACACUAGCAAUGCAUUUGAAUAUGUGGACCCGAUGCUCAGUUCGGGGUUGUUAAACACCCCUGUAUACUUCCAGCUUGGUCCUUCGAGUCAAUCGCAGGAGACAACAAAACCUUGGCUCGAGAAGUUAGCGACGCGGACGGUGGAAGAGCUCCGGCAGUUGAUCGGAGCCAGGUAUCCAUACUCGAUCAUUGCCAGAAUUGAGGGUAUUGAUAGGAAUGAUGACGGGCAUGAGAUCCCGUUCUCAAUUGACGAAGAUCACGAAUUGGAUGCAUACUUGACCCACGUGCACGGAAGGAAGGCGUUGCUUGUCUUUUUCUUGAACCAGAUCUGA
Messenger RNA from Penicillium soppii, 1791 nucleotides. Its product is annotated as Clr5 domain-containing protein. The transcript has 2 exons. The record is from RefSeq and is a predicted model, not a curated record. Lineage: Eukaryota; Fungi; Ascomycota; Eurotiomycetes; Eurotiales; Aspergillaceae. The coding region runs from base 1 to 1791 and encodes 596 amino acids.